Molecule: messenger RNA, 609 nt
Organism: Guyanagaster necrorhizus
Lineage: Eukaryota; Fungi; Basidiomycota; Agaricomycetes; Agaricales; Physalacriaceae
Exons: 4
Coding region: 1-609 (202 amino acids)
Source: RefSeq, a predicted model, not a curated record
AUGCAUGCUUUCCUUGCGGGCCUUAUCUCUGUUUUAGCUCUUGCACGCACAGUUCUUGCUGAGAAUAUUGUGAUCACUGUAGGCCAUAAUACGACAAACAAUGCCAGUGCGGUGUUCCAACCGCAGAGCGUGACCGCAAAGCUCAAUGAUGUUGUUGUUUUUAACUUUACGGAAGGAAACCACACUGUUACUCAGUCUCUUUUCUACGCGCCAUGUAUUUCGGCCAACAACGCCAACUCUACUAUCAACGGGUUUGAUUCGGGUUUUCGUGAUACCGUCAACGGUACUGCGAUUACCAUCCUCAGUGUCCCCAUCACCACCGACAUUGAAAACCAAACGCUCUGGUUUUUCGACUACAACACCUGUAGCGAAGGAGGCGUGGGUGGGAUUAAUGUCAAUGAGAGCAGCUCACAAACGCUAGAAGGAUUUGAGCGCAACGCUGUUCGUCUCAAUGGUACAGCUUCUUCCACGUCUUCUAGCAUGAGUCAAACUUCGACGUCGACGUCUUCCUCAUCAACUGCAGAGUCGACUUCCAAUGAUGCCCAGCGCACGGUCGUAUUUGUAGGUGCCGCGGUGAUCCCCGUUAUCUUGCUAUCGGCAUUCCUUUAG